AUGUCAUCAACACUCAAGCGCAAGCCCUCCCCAUCAGAAGACGACUCUCUGGCCGAAUCAUCCAAGCGCCGCUUCACCGAGACAACCACAGAGGAUACCGCACCCUCACAAGACAACGACACAGGCGCAUCCUCCGCGGCACCCACACCCACACCAACGUCAACAUCAGACUCUCCAGCACCCUCAUCGCAAGCCGAUCGUCUCGCCCGCUUUGCCGCCCUGCGCAACAGAAACAAAUCCUCACGCGACGACAAUCGCAAAGCCACAACUCUAGAAGUAUCCCGCGCCUCUGCAGACCCGAACGCUUUAGCCGCACUCUCCCGUCGCAAAGAACGCGCUACCGAGAAACUGUUACACGCACAAACCCUCGAAGACGGCGACGACUGGGAUCGCAAGCGCGCCUGGGACUGGACGGCCGAGGAAUCAGCUGCCUGGGACAAGAAACUCGCCAAGAAAAAGGCACACCGCGAUAAUGUUGCCUUCCAAGAUUUCGGGCAAGACGCGAAUAAAAUCUACAAGCGACAAGUCAGGGAUAUGAAUCCCGAUGUUUCAAACUACGAGGCGGAGAAAAUGGCUGCUGUGGAGAGGGCUGCUCAGUCAGGAGGUUUAGAGAUUGUGGAGACGGAAGAUGGAGAACUGAUUGCCGUGGACAAGGAUGGCAGCUUCUACAGCACAAAAGACUCGACUGAUUUCGUGGGGAAUAAGCCAAGCAAGGAAAAGAUUGAUAAGUUGGUGGGCGAGAUACAGAAGGCUGAGGAGGUCAGACUCAAAAAGAGGAAGGAGAGGAGUGGCAAGGAGGAGGAUGGUGAUGUUACGUACAUUAACGACAAGAACAAGCAGUUUAACCAAAAAUUGGCGAGGUUCUACAACAAGUACACUUCGGAAAUCAGAGACAGCUUCGAGAGGGGUACUGCUAUUUGA
Molecule: messenger RNA, 921 nt
Organism: Aureobasidium namibiae CBS 147.97
Lineage: Eukaryota; Fungi; Ascomycota; Dothideomycetes; Dothideales; Saccotheciaceae
Product: SYF2-domain-containing protein
Exons: 2
Coding region: 1-921 (306 amino acids)
Cellular component (GO): catalytic step 2 spliceosome; post-mRNA release spliceosomal complex; Prp19 complex
Source: RefSeq, a predicted model, not a curated record